AUGGAAGGAUCCGGAACAGAUGAUCCCUACUCGUGGGGCGUUGAAGAUGCUGUUCAACAGCUUUGUGCUCCCGGGUGCCCGUGGAGUCGAGAUCCUGACUCUCUAGCUGCGCGCCUUCGUGAAGAGGAAAUUGACGGCAAAACGUUACUGACCUUUGAGCACGUAUGCUCACGCCAGGAGUUGAUGGAGUGUUUGGGCGUCAAAAUUGCUCGUCACAAAGCCGCUCUUGUGGAACUCAUUGUCACACUUCGAUCCCAGAGUAGGGGCUAUUGGCAAUGGCAACAAGAUUUCAAGCGAAAGAAUUCCAGUUUUUGUGAUGAGCAAGCCCAAGAGCUCACUGAGGGUACCGCAGAAUACGCCCAUUCACCAAGUGGUGGCCGCCAGAAACAAAAUGAGAUAUUCACGCCAGCUUCGGUUUCGAACGUGGGACAGCACAAUGCGGAGGAGCGAUCAACUCAACAAGAAGAUACGAGCGCAAAACAGAUACCGACGCUUCAAAAAGAUGAACAGCCCACUGCCGUCGAAGAUUCUCGUCUAUCGCCCACUCGUGAGACUCCCAACCAAGAGACUGGCGAGAGGUCUGUUAAACGCAGACGCGUGGCGCCUACACUUCUAACAGAGAAGCCACGUGACGUUGCAGCUGCCUUUAUUCCCACAGAAGCUGACGUUCUUCGUUACUCAUUCCCUGAAGAUCCCUAUCCUUGGGAGAGUGCACCAGUCUAUGCUUACCUGGGCGAUGGCAUGAUCCCGCAGGAAACAAUCACGUCAACUGAGGGCAAAUUGUCUUCUCUAGUUCGAGAACACCAUGAAUCUUUCGAUGUGAACAGCCUGCACAUGAUCCCAGCUGGAAGAAGGCUUGUUGCCAAUAGGACUCUUAAACGGCUAUUCACAGGUCGUCAUCCAAUAUCCAGACAUUUUUCAUCAUCCCCUAAUCGCUCCGAUCCGUCAGACAAGAUCUAUGAGCUUGCGGAUCUUGGCGCCGAAGACUUUGACGACGAGACACGGAGAGAAAUCGAGGAGGAAGAACUGGAGAGAGAACGGCUUGAAACUCUUUCCCAGGAAGCCUGGCCAGAUCCAUUUGUCUCCGCCGAGCGAGUCGCCGAGAUUUUGAACGAAGCCAUCGAAGUUGUUGAAGCAAACUGGCGAGAGAGGAAGCUCCCGAAAUAUGAGCGAAAGGCUUAUAGUUUAUGGCAGAAAUCUCGACGACAUGGGACAAGGAAACUGCAAAUCCGCAGAGCACAUGAAACGGCUACGCAUCUCAUUGGUCGUAUCCAAAAACUAUGCCUUGAAAUACAGAAGCAGGAUUGGACGUCGGAAUCUCCCUACCGUGAUGCAGCCAAAAGUCUUGAACAGAGUCUGGAAGACAAGAUGUAUCAGACAUGGCUGAUCAAGAUACUUGAGUCCUCGAGACCACCCCCGAAGCCACAAGCCACCACCAAGCCAAAGCCACCCACCGAGCGUCGAUCUAGCGGUUUUCUCCAAGAGGAAGUCCUUACAAGCUCUGACGAAGACGAGUUUGUUGUUCCUGACCAAGCUGAUUUAAUCGAAGAAGGCUCGAGGGAACAUCAGGUCUCUCCAAUUCCCAUUUUGAAGGAAGAGCCUAUGGACCUAGAUGCCACAUUUGUGGAUCUAACACAGGAUGAUUCGGACGACCACGAUGGCUUCGACUUGACUCAGCCUAUUGACCUGACCACUCCAGUUAAAAAGGCUAGCAAAGCUUGGCCCGAAGAGAUGCAGAGAGAGAAUGUGGCGCAAGACGUUCCUGGAACUGUCAUCCUUGACGGUGAUAUAUCCGAGCCUGGUGUUGCCGAGACUCAACCUCCGGAGAAUCCUGACUCUGAGAGCCGUGACGUCGAAAAGAAAGCCGAUUCGAUUCCACCAAAAAAGUCUCCGUAUCCCUCCGACUCUACCAAUCUCGAACUUCCCCCUAUUGAAAAUUUCGGUGAUCUCCAAAAAUUCGCCUUGGCAUCGCUCUACAAACUAGCUAAGAGCAGUGACCGUUGGCGAUUGUUGAUUGGUGAGAUAUGGCAAAUGGAGCAUCGUCGGAGAAAGGCAGCAUUCGAUUUGAUUCUAUCGGAUGAACCUGGUGUGGUCUGGUCAAAGGAUAUUGUUCCUUACCUCGAUGCACCAGUAAACAACAGGCAAGAGCUAGAGCAAGACAGCUUCAGAGCGGCUCUUUUCGAUGUUGCACGCCUUUGCAAUUGUUUCUUCCUGUGCCAGCACAAAACAGAUGAGCAGAUGCUCUACAUGAAACCUUCUAAGAUCAAGAAGCGCAUUAUGAGACCACAGUCACGCCUCAACAUUUUCGAGCCAUUCUCCCUUUUUGUGAAGCUACUAGCGUCACACAUCCCUCAAGACAGCCAAAUCUACAACACACAAGAAACAGAUAUCCUCGAUGAUCUCUUCCCAGAAGAGGACGAUUUGGACGAUGUGGAUGACCUGGACGAUGUUGACGGAGAGGAAGAUCGAGGGCGACAGCGGCCAAAAGAAAAGGAAAUCAUCCGCGACAAAGACGCUGUCGAUCUCCGUGAACGGGAAAAACAGAGAAUCCAAGAGCAAGAACUUCGCAGGGCCAAAUUGCGGGCAACACUUGCUUCGCAGCCUUUGGCCCCUGGUGAUGGAAACCGCAUCAUUAUAAACGAAAGCAAAGAAGAGGAUCAAGGCCUGAUCUAUGUCAAUGAACACAUUGCACGUAGUAUCAAGCCACAUCAAGUCGACGGUGUUCGCUUCAUGUGGAACCAGAUCGUGCGUGACGCUAGCGUUCGGCAAGGUUGCUUGCUUGCUCAUACAAUGGGACUUGGCAAAACAAUGCAAGUCAUCACUGUUCUUGUUGCCUUAGCGGAGGCAUCAGAAUCUCAAGAUCCAUCUGUAGUCGCUCAGAUUCCCGCGGAUUUGAGAAAUUCACGCACGUUGGUUCUUUGCCCGGCCUCACUUGUGGACAACUGGAUGGAUGAACUUUUGAAGUGGGCUCCAGUGCAAGCACUGGGUGAAUUGCGUAAGGUCACAUCGAGUACACCAAAGCGUGAAAGAUCAUCUACAGUCACAGCAUGGGCUUCUGGCAAGGGAGUCCUGUUGGUAGGCUACAAUAUGUUCCAAAUACUUCUUGCCAUGUCUGAAGAAGUGUCGAGUCUCCUGACCGACCGUCCCGAUGUGGUUGUUUGUGACGAGGCACACGCCCUGAAAAAUGACAAAUCGAAAAUCCACCUUGCAUGUUCAAACUUCAAGACCAAGAGCCGUAUUGCACUGACGGGAUCACCUCUAUCCAACAACGUGCUGGAGUAUUUCGCCAUGAUUGAUUGGGUUGCACCCAAGUUCCUCGGGCCCUAUCAAGAAUUCCGUGAAAUCUACUCUAUUCCGGUGGAGCGAGGUCUGUACCACGACAGUACGGCCUAUGACAAGAGGAGGGCCCAGAAGGUAUUGAAAGCACUGGAGCAGAUGGUGACACCAAAGGUCCAUCGUUGCACUAUCGCCGUUCUCAAAGAUGACCUGCCGCCAAAGCAGGAGUUUAUCCUCUUUGUACCACCCACAGAGCCCCAGAAGCAAUUAUACCAAUUGUACAUCAAGGGCGUAACUAGGGGAGGCAGUGACAGUCAGGCUGACACCUUUGCUGCCAUCAACCACCUGGGGCUAAUUUGUAGUCAUCCUAAGUGUUUUCAAGCGAAGAUCAAGAAAAUCCAAAAUGGCGUCUCAAGCAGUGAUGACGAGGAGAAGAUGACUGACAAAUCCUUCCCCAAGACCAUAAUUCCCGAGUUCAUGAAGACGCUACAGUCAUUUAGAGAUAUAAGUUCUCCGGCUUUCUCUUGGAAGACGGAAUUAUUGACAACCAUUCUCAACGAAGCGCGCGAAGUCAAUGACAAGGUUUUAAUUUUCAGUCAAUCCUUGGAUACACUGGACUACCUCGAGAACAUGUGUAACAUGCAGAGAAGAGCAGCGAUCCGACUGGAUGGCAAGACCCGAGUGGGAGCCCGACAACAACAAGUCAAAAACUUCAACCAAGGUAGCAAAGAGGUGUUCCUCAUCUCCACAACUGCUGGUGGUGUCGGUCUUAAUAUCCAAGGUGCCAACAGGGUCGUCAUUUUUGACGUCAGAUAUAACCCUGCCCAUGAGCAACAAGCCGUGGGCCGCGCAUAUCGUAUAGGGCAGCAGAAAAAAGUCUUCGUGUACCGCUUCAUGGUUGCUGGUACCUUUGAGGAGAACCUCAACAACAGACAAGUGUUCAAAAUGCAACUUUCAUCUCGGGUGGUGGAUAGAAGGAACCCCAUCAGUUGGUCAAAACGCAAAGGCGAUGUUGUGACCGAAAUCAGGCACCAUCCAGCGUCCAGUCUUGAUCCUUAUGUCGGCAAGGACCAGAUCCUAGACAAACUCAUCAAACUUGGAGAGAAUGGCGAGGCAAUUCGUUCCAUUGUUUCAACAGACACCUUUGAGGAGGAGGAUGUGAGCGCGACUCUCACAGAGGAAGAGAAAAGGGAAGUGGAAGAAAUGAUCAAGCGGAGUCAGCUUCGACUUUCUAACCCUGAGGAGUAUGCCAGACUCAAAAACAGAGAGGGCGCCGCUUUGAUGGAACAUCCUCGGCUUUCCAGGGAGCAGGAGGAGUCCUCUCGCCCGACUUCGCCCCAGCAUGCACAUCGAUCGUUUGAUGGGGCGUCAGACAUACCUGGCGACGCUCCUCUUCCCUCGACCUCUUCACCACCCACACAUUCCCAACGGGACUUGCCAGACACCACCAGACCGCCUACGCUUCCCAGUCAGGGCCCGGCUCCUAUGCCAAUGGCUGGUGCGAACACGUUUUUUGGGGAGCAUCGUUCCCGUGAAACUACCAUUGCGCAAAACGCAAAAUCGGAUUCAGGUUCCCGCGGGCUUGCACAGUCGCUGCCGCCUCAGGGCCUGUCAGUCGGAUCGCCAAAGAUCACGCAGUUGACCAACACAUUGCUGAACAGCCCGGCGAACCGAAGGCCCAUGUCGAUGGAAAAUCAUGGGAUGCAGUCAUACACCAGUGCUAUUCCUAAGCUGAAUGGGGUGUUUAGUGUAACCGAUAUUCCCGCAAGGACCGAUUUCGAGGCGACUUUGCGGAAAGGCAUUCAGAAUUUACAAGCGCGCAAUGUGCCGCUAGCGACAGGAGACCCAUCUCAGCUCGCCGGAGCUCUGACUAGAAGAAUCGACCAAAUCCGUAAGGAGGCUCAGUUUGGUUUGAUGCCUGAUACGAGACACUGGAAAAUACUCAAUGGGCUCAUAUCCCAUGAAAAGGUUGUGGCAGCCAUAAUAUCCGGUUCUGUUAGCUCGGAAUUUCUGGCUCGAGCUGAAGCAAAAGAAUUGGAACAGCGGGUUGAGACCAUUAAUGGACUUGAUGAAACUGAAAUCCCUGCUCGAGCGUUUGACAAAGUCAACUCUCCAGACCCAAUCGUAUGGAAACCCCGAUCUUGA
Fusarium coffeatum is the source of this 5421-nucleotide messenger RNA. RefSeq lists its product as uncharacterized. Bases 1 to 5421 code for a protein of 1806 amino acids. The transcript has a single exon. The record is from RefSeq and is a predicted model, not a curated record. Gene Ontology annotation, molecular function: ATP binding; ATP-dependent chromatin remodeler activity; ATP hydrolysis activity. Gene Ontology annotation, cellular component: nucleus. Lineage: Eukaryota; Fungi; Ascomycota; Sordariomycetes; Hypocreales; Nectriaceae.